AUGGACAGCCCAUACUGGAAAAUAGACGAAAACUCUAUGAGAGAAACAGUGAACUAUGAGGCUUAUAAAAGUUAUUUCAACAGUGACAUCAUAACAAAACCUCCAGGUUAUGUUGUGGAGGUUUCUAGGGAAACCGGUUCGGUUCGCAUGCUUCCCUCGCUUCUGGUCCACAUUCUUACCAACAUGACCAAGUGGGUCAAGGUGUUUGCUCCUAUUGUGGCAAUAUCAUCAGCUGAGAGAAUCACUGAUAACGCUACUAAUGGAUCUCAAAACGGCGCACUUCAACUGAUUCAAGCAGAGUUUCAGGUGAUUUGUCCGUUUAUACAAAAGAGAAAAGUGAAGUUUCUUAGAUACAGCAAGAAGAUAAGAAAAGGAGUAUGGGCUGUUGUCGACGUCACUCUUCCUCCUGAAAAUGAAGAAGCUGAACGUUUCAUGUAUGAGCAAGGUCUCCCUAAACGCCUACCAUCAGGGGUUAUCAUAGAGGACAUGGGCAAUAAUUCCUCACAGGUCACAUGGAUUGAGCACACGGAAUAUGAUGAGAGUCGGAUCUACCAACCUUACAGGGCUUUGAUUGACUCUGGGAUUGGGUUUGGUGCGAGAAGGUGGCUCAUGACGCUGCAGAGAUACUGCGAUACAUACUCGAUCCAUUCCUAUAUCAGCCUGUCUGGUCCUAACCAAGCUGACUCUAAACUUUAA
Microthlaspi erraticum is the source of this 696-nucleotide messenger RNA. The record is from the annotation of a GenBank genome assembly. Lineage: Eukaryota; Viridiplantae; Streptophyta; Magnoliopsida; Brassicales; Brassicaceae.